Molecule: messenger RNA, 8191 nt
Organism: Sphaeramia orbicularis (orbiculate cardinalfish)
Lineage: Eukaryota; Metazoa; Chordata; Actinopteri; Kurtiformes; Apogonidae
Gene: dop1a
Product: DOP1 leucine zipper like protein A
Exons: 38
Coding region: 404-7900 (2498 amino acids)
Biological process (GO): Golgi to endosome transport
Cellular component (GO): trans-Golgi network; endosome
Source: RefSeq, a predicted model, not a curated record
ACGGGCCGAUCUGCAGUGCAGUCUGGGAGCUGUCAAUCGUAUCGCUUUGUACCUCUGGCACUCGCAACUGAUGCGCUCAUCACUGUUUAUGAACACGCAGCGGGAAAUUACGAAGACAAAUAAGAAUAUGUAGAAAAUAUUCGGACAUUUUCCUCUUCCGGAGCCUGGUUGUCAGUAGACCAGAGUGGUUUUGGCCGCUGCUUCGGAGCCGGGCCCUGCAUCUCCAUCAGUUACCGACCCGCUAGCGUUAGCCUCUGCUAGCACCAGCACCGACCCCGUCAGCCGUUUUUAGUCUCCAAACCGGGCACAUGGUUGAAUGACAGUCGGUGGCCGGUGUCGUAGAACGGUGUGAUGUGCAUAUGUGUGGCCGGUGUUUAACAGUACCGUCAUAACUACCAGGAGAAUGAAUGCAGAGGAAGUGGAGCUGCUUAGUGACUCCAAGUACAGGAACUAUGUGGCAGCAGUGGACAAAGCCCUUAAGAACUUUGAGUAUUCCAGCGAGUGGGCGGAUCUUAUCUCAGCGCUGGGAAAACUCAACAAGGUUUUGCAGAAUAAUGCAAAAUACCAAGUGGUUCCCAAGAAGCUGACGAUAGGGAAGCGUCUGGCCCAGUGCCUCCACCCCGCCCUGCCCAGCGGCGUCCACCGCAAGGCCCUGGAAACGUACGAGAUCAUCUUCAAGAUCAUCGGACCCAAGAGGCUGGCCAAAGACCUCUUCCUCUACAGCUCUGGUCUCUUCCCUUUACUGUCCAACGCUGCCAUGUCUGUCAAACCCGUCCUUCUGGGGCUCUAUGAAACCUACUACCUGCCCCUGGGGAAGACGCUGAAACCAGGCCUCCAGGGGCUGUUGACCGGGGUCCUUCCAGGUCUGGAGGAGGGGUCCGAGUACUACGACAGAACCAACACCCUGUUGGAGAAGGUGGCGGCGGCGGUGGAGCAGUCGGCCUUCUACAGUGCCUUGUGGGGCAGCAUCCUGACCAGUCCUGCUGUGCGUCUGCCGGGGGUUUCAUUUGUUCUGCUGCAUCUCAACCGCAAACUGUCCAUGGAAGACCAGCUGUACGUGAUGGGCAGCGACAUCGAACUGAUGGUGGAGGCGGUCAGUACCUCGGUCCAGGACUCCAGUGUGUUGGUGCAGAGGAGCACCCUGGACCUGAUUCUUUUCUGUUUCCCCUUCCAUAUGAGCCAGGCGACUCGCCCCGACAUGAUCCGGAUCCUGUCGGCAGCUUUGCAUGUGGUUUUGAGAAGAGACAUGUCCCUGAACCGCAGACUCUACGCCUGGCUGCUGGGCUUUGACAACAACGGGGUGAAAAUAGGCCCCCGCAGCACUCGCCAGAGUAAUCCAGAAGAACACGCUAGCCAUUACUUCAACAGCUUCUCAAAGGAUAUGCUGGUCCAGGCGAUGGUGGGAAUCCUGCAGGGAAAAGCCCGGGGUGGUGAAGAGGAGAGCAUCCUCAUGCACGACCUAAAGCCAUUCCGUAUCCUCAUCAGUCUGUUGGACAAACCAGAGCUCGGUCCAGCGAUCCUAGAGGAUGUACUGAUCGAGGUGUUUCGUACCUUACACAACCAGUGCCGAACAGAGUUGGACCUCCAGAACCAGAGUCCAUUCAGCAAAGACCACACCCACCUCAGCAGUAAACUGCGAGAAAACAAGAAGACGGCCGAGCUGAUUAAGACGGCCAACCUGCUGUUCAACUCCUUUGAGCCGUACUACAUGUGGGACUACAUCGCCCGCUGGUUUGAGGAAUGCUGCAGGAGGACGGUGAAAAGCAACACAAGGGCACCGCGGCAUUCUGGGACAUUAGACACUCCAGAACUGUCACUGGAGGAGUUCUGUCAGCUGGUGGACUUCCUGUUGGACAUCGUCUCCCUGCCUACUAGAAGCAUGAGGGUAAUCUGCCAGGAGACGUACAUAGAGAUCCAGACUGAACACCUGCCUCAGCUGCUGCUGCGGAUGGUGGCGGCGCUCACCUGUCACCUGCAGGCGCUGGGCCUCGCUGAACUCACACACUGCCUUCGCCUCUGCUCCAAGAUCCUCAGCAAAGUUCAGCCCCCACUGGUGUCCCCUUUAGCCCUGCCCCCCGGACCCCAGACCCAGACCCAGGGCAUGUCCACCUCCAGCGGUACCCCCUUAAACUCAGCAAGAGACAAGAGCAGAGGAAAAGACGACAAACAGACUCUUCCUUCUACUUUGGAAGUACCCGGCAGUGGAGAAGUGUUUGAGGAUGGAGAGAACGCUCCCAGCGGUCGUUCAUCUGAAAGUGGUUUCACAGACUUUGUCCAGUACCAGGGCGACGGUUCCGAUCCGACCGAGCAGAUCCCCAGUCCCCACCCUGCGGUCAGAACCGGGCGCCGCUCCUCGGGCCCGUCUCAGACCAAACCUCUGGACAAACCCGUCAUGCAGUGUUGCCUGGAGCAUUUCCAGCAGUUUCUGUCGCGUCUCAUCACCUUGUACAUCGUCCCUGAGCCGGAGCGAGGGGACGCCACGCCCUCGGGAACCCUGGUCGUCGAAGGAACCCAGCUCAGUCUGGUCCAAGCGGAACCGGGCUCCGAGUCCGGGUCUGGGUCCGGGCUGGUCCAGAAAGAGUGUGUCGCUGCCUUCACUGCUGCCUGUCAGCUGUUCUUAGAAUGCUCCAGUUUCCCCGUCUACAUCGCAGAAGGGAAUCUGAAGUCAUCGCCUACACAGGACGAGCACUUUAAUAGUGAACAGCUCCGCCUCCCGGUGUGGCUGCAGACGCUGAUGGACGCCUGCUGCUCGGCCGCUGACUUCAGCCUGCAGGGCGUGGCCAUCUCCCUGCUCAUGGAUCUGGUGGGACUCACCCAGUCGGUCGCCAUGGUGACCGCAGAGAGCGUGGCGUGCGGCGGUCCGUCCGAGUCGGCCCAGCCCAUGAGCCCCAGCCAAGGUCGAGUGGCAGUCGUCAUCAGACCGCCGCUCACCCAGGGGAUCCUCAAGCACAUCGCAGACAAGACUGAAUUCUUUAAGAGUGUGGCGUUGAUUCUGUGGGACCAGCUGAGCGAAGGAACCCCUCAGCACCAUCAGCGCAGCGUGGAGCUCUUCUAUCAACUCCAUAACCUGGUGCCUUCGUCCAGUAUCUGCGAGGACGUCAUCAGCCAACAGCUCAUGCACAGAGACAAGAGAAUCCGGUUGGAGGCCCAUGUGAAGUUCUCCAUACUAUGGCAUCUGACACGAGACCUGAACAUGACCAAGUCUUCUCCGUUUAAUCGCACAUUUGACCGAUCCCUCUUCAUCAUGUUGGACAGUUUGAGUUACUGGGACCCAUGUACCAGCGCCGUCGGUCGGGCGUGGCUGAACCAGGUCCUUCAGCGACAUGACAUAGCCCGGGUCCUGGAGCCCCUCCUCCUCCUCCUGCUCCACCCUAAAACCCACCGAGUGUCCAUUCAGAGAGUCCAGGCCCAGCGCCACUGGACCCAGGCCUUCCCUGAUCCGCCUGAACAGGACACGACCGACGCCAUCUACACACGGGACUCCGGCUUCUCUGACAACUUCAGUCAUCUUCAAGGUGAAAGGAUGACACAGGAGGAGCUCCGAAGCCUGGCGAUCAAUGACAUGGAGCCGUUCUGUCUCACCGUUAACCCUUUGAGCGACAGUCUGUCUUUACUGAGUCUGAGCAGUGAGAACCUGCAGCUCGCCGGUGAAUAUCAACCUGCUGACCAGCAGGGGGAGCGCAAGAGCUCCGAGUCCAGCGCCUCUCAGUCCUCUACAGUGGAAAAUGGAAGCUUUGAGGAUCCAGAUGGCGGCAACAGCACCGCCAACGGCUCCGACCAACAUCCGGGUUCCUCAGAUUACAUGUCAGACGACUCCAUCGAAGAGGCCGUGUCCUGCAUCGUACAAGAGCUGAUAGAACGGGUUCUGGUUUUAGUGGAUGAUGGACCGGUAGAAGUCUCAACGGCACCGGAGAACUGGCCUCAGACAGACACUGACAGCACCUCCUCAGACACCUCCACCGGCCCCCGUCUGGACCCGGGUGCUCCUCACGGAUCCAACCAUCAGACUCUGCCGGAGAUGCUCGCUGAAGGAACGCUGGAGUUUCUUUCGGUCGCCGGCGUCGAGGAGCAGCACAAAGAGGGAAUCACGCGCCACAGUUCAUCGCCAUCCAUCGUGACGUUACCGGACAGCUCCGACCCGGCCACCCCCGACCACAGCCUCCGCGUCGACGACCCCCAGGCCCGCAAACGCAGCCACAGCAGCACCCAGCUCAGCCUGAAGGGCAAGAUCAUGGAGAGACUUGCUGACAAAUCUCCAGGAGCCAAGCCCAAGAUCAAGAAGGCCAAGAGGAAGGAGGAGGAGCGGCAACGGAAGGCGGCGAGUCAGGCCGAGAAGCUGCGCCCGCCCAGUAUUUUCUUCGGGGACAGUCUGGACCUGGAGAACUGGUACAGCUGUGGGGAGGGGGAGGUGUCAGAGAUUGAAAGUGACACCGGUUCGCCCAGCGGGGGCUCCGUGGGGCCUCUAGGUGGCGCCGGCAGCGUCACCGGGCGUAGGUCGUCCUCGGCUCCUCCUCGUUUCAACAUCCAUCCCCUCUACCAACACGUCCUGCUCUACCUCCAGCUCUACGACUCGUCACGGGCGCUCCACGCUCUGUCGGCCGUCGCAGCCAUGCUCCGAGCCGUGCCCUCGGGGUUCGUGAGCGCCAUCUCCACCACCAGCAUCAACAACACCUACACUCCACAGCUGUCUUUGCUCCAGAACCUCCUGGCCCGUCACAGGGUCUCUGUCAUGGGCAAAGACUUCUACUGCCCCAUCCCUCAGGACUCCCACUCCCACUCAUUCCGCAGCGCCAUGUACCUGGAAAUCAUCAUCUCGCUCUGUCUCUACUUCCUAAGGAGCUAUUACUCCGCCCACGUGGCAGCAGGGCCUCAGGAUUUGGCGGGAAACCGGGCCAUGCAGCUGACCAGCGUGGAGGUCUUAACUCUUCUGUUCAAUGAACUCGGCAAAGUCACAGGUGGCUCCGCUAAAGGCUUCGCUAGUUUCAUCAGUGACGUCCUCUCCAAGUGCAAAGUUCAGAAGGUGGUCCUCCACUGCCUGCUGUCCUCCAUCUUCAGUGCCCAGAAGUGGCACGAGCAGCGGAUCGCCGGGGUCAACGUGGCCACGGUGGAGGAAGGACUGUCAGAGGACAGCGUCAUCAACCUGUCGGAGGACCAGAUCGACAGCUGCAGCGCUGUCCAGUCCCAGCUGCUCAGGUUACUGCAAAGUCUGGUCGUACUGGAGCACAGGGUCCUGGUCCCAGCUGAUGAAGCAGGAGAAGGAGGACCCGUGGGUGGAGGGACGGGCGGCGGUGGGACGGGCGGCGGCUCCGGGGCUGGUUACGAGAUCCUCGGUGGUGAAGUGGAACACGUCAACCCUCAGCAGCCAAUGACAUCGCUGCAGUAUCUCCACGGACAGCCAAUCACAGCCCAGGGCAUGUUCCUGUGCGCGGUGAUCAGGGCGCUUCAUCAGCAUCACGCGUGUAAGAUGCAUCCGCAGUGGAUCAGCCUCAUCACUGCCACACUGCCCUACAUGGGGCGGGUCCUAAGGAGGGUGGUGGCGUCGGUCACUCUGCAGCUGUGCAGAAACCUGGACAACCUUCUGCAGCAGUACCGCUACGAGACCGGGAUCACCGACACCAGGCCCCAGUGGAUGGCUCUCUGCAUCCCUCCUGACCUCAUUCUAACGGUGCUGGAGGGGGUGACGGCCAUCAUCCAUUACUGUCUACUGGAUCCCACUUCCCAGUACCACCAGUUACAAGUGAGUGUGGACCAGAAGCACCUGGCUGAGGCCCGCUCAGGCAUCCUGUCCAUCCUCCACACCAUCAUGUCUUCAGUCACGCUGCUGUGGAGCGUCCUCCACCAGGCCGACAGCUCCGACAAACCGGCGGCUGCUUCUGCUUCAUCAACAUCCAACAUCAACCUGGGCUCCACCAAGAACCUCCGGCAGCAAAUCCUGGAGUUGCUGGGUCCAAUUUCCAUGAACCACGGCGCUCACUUCAUGGCAGCGAUAGCGUAUGUUUGGAAUGAGAGGAAACAGGUCAAGGCUCCAGUUAGAAACAAGGUGAUUCCUUUGGCCAGUGAAGAGCAGCUGCUGCUGGUGGAACUGGUCCGAUCGGUGAGCGCCAUGCGCACCGAGACCGUCAUGCAGACGGUGAAGGAGGUUCUGAAGCAGCCGCCGGCAAUCGCAAAGGACAAGAAACACCUGUCCUUGGAGGUCUGCAUGCUGCAGUUUUUCUACGCCUACGUACAGAGAAUUCCUGUGUCCAGUCUGGUAGACAGCUGGCCGUCUCUGUUAGCGCUGCUGAAGGACUCGGUUCAGUUAGGGCUGCCGGCGCCCGGACAGUUCCUCAUCCUGGGAGUUUUGAACGAGUUCAUUUUAAAGAAUCCAAAUCUGGAGAGUAAGAAGGAUCAACGCGAGCUGCAGGACGUGACACAUAAGGUGGUGGAGGCCAUCGGGACGAUCGCAGGCUCGUCUCUGGAACAAACCACGUGGCUGAGGAGGAACCUGGAGGUGAAGGCGUCUCCUCAGAUUAUCGUGGAUGGAACAAACCUGGAGGCCGAUGUAGAAGAUUUAAUGCUCACAGUGAUGGAGGCCUCCAGCUUCACUCCAUCAGUCUACAGUGUUCAUGCUCUCACGCUAUUGGCCGAGGUGUUGGCUCAUCUGUUGGACAUGGUUUUCUACAGCGACGAGAAGGAGCGGGUCAUCCCCCUGCUGGUCAACAUCAUGCACUAUGUCGUCCCCUACCUCCGCAACCACAGUGCUCACAACGCCCCCAGCUAUCGGGCCUGUAUCCAGCUGUUGAGCAGCCUCAGUGGGUACCAGUACACCCGUCGUGCCUGGAAGAAGGAGGCCUUCGACCUGUUCAUGGAUCACACCUUCUUCCAGAUGGACUCCUCCUGUGUCAGUCACUGGAGAGCCAUCAUUGACCACUUGAUGACCCAUGACAAGACCACGUUCAGAGACCUCAUGACUCGGGUCGCCGUCGCUCAGAGCAGCUCUUUGAGUCUGUUCACCAACAGAGACGCCGAGCUGGAGCAGAGGGCCAUGCUCCUCAAACGCCUCGCCUUCACCAUCUACAGCAGCGAAGUGGACCAGUACCAGAAGUACCUGCCAGAUAUACAAGAGCGUCUGGUGGAAAGCCUGCGUCUUCCUCAGGUUCCCAUCCUUCAUGCUCAGGUUUUCCUGUUCUUCAGAGUCCUGUUACUGCGCAUGUCCCCUCAACAUCUCACCUCCCUGUGGCCCACCAUGAUCACCGAACUGGUUCAGGUGUUUCUACUAAUGGAACAGGAACUAACAGCAGAUGAAGACAUAUCAAGGACUUCAGGUCCAUCUGUAGCCGGACUGGAGACCACCUACUCUGGAGGAAACGGGUUCUCCACGUCCUACAACAGCCAGCGUUGGCUCAACCUGUACCUGUCUGCAUGUAAACUCCUGGACCUGGCCUUGGCCCUUCCUCCAGAGAGUCUUCCUCAGUUUCAGAUGUACCGCUGGGCCUUCAUCCCAGAGGCUUCGGACGAUUCAGGGUUGGAAGUACGACGCCAGGGGACUCACCAGAGAGAGUUUAAACCCUAUGUGGUCCGACUGGCAAAGCUGCUGAGAAAAAGAGCCAAGAAGAACCCAGAGGAGGACUGCUCCAGCCGGACCCUGUCCUGGGAGCCGGGCCACCUGAUGUUAACCCUUUACGUGAUCCGCAGCAUGGAGCAGCUCCUGCCCUUCUUCAACCUCCUCAGUCAGGUGUUCAACAGUAAGGCCAGCAGCCGCUCAGGACCGGCCUUUACCCACAAUCCCACGGACGCCGCCUUCCCCGGACACAAAGACGGACACAAACUGGAGAGUCAGAAGGUAUUCUGGAGCCGAGCCAGGCAGAACAUUGAGGAGAUGGUGGAAAAAGACUUUCUAGAAGGACUUAUCAAGACGUGAGGACGCCACCGACGGCGAUUAACAGACGAUUGAUCAACACUAGUGAAAAACCUCAACUUGUAAAAACACGGGAAUAAAAUGGGAAAAUAGUUUGUACAUGUUUUGUAUUUAUAAUAAUUAUUUUACUUUUCAGAAGCCAUUGUAUUUAAUUUUAAUUAUUUGUACAUACAGAGCAGCUUUGAUGACUUUUAACAUUUCAUGUGAGUCCUUUGGGACAAAGUACAGAUGCUGUGCCAUUCCAUAUCGAUGUGACUUAAUAAAGAUUUCUAAUGACAGGAUCACGGCUCUGAA